AUGGAUCGAAACCACGUACUGCUAGCCUCGGAAAAUGCUAAGGCGUCCCCCGUAUGCGACGCGCACCGUCAGCCCCGGGACGGUGUGAGAAAUAUGCAACGGGUACCGUCGGCCCAGCGACGACGGUUAAAGAAGCGAGUUGGAGAGUGGAGAUGUGCCACUUGGAGCAUUGGCACAAUGACUGGAAGGGAGAUAGCAGAGACCAUGAAGCAGAGAAAAGUGAAAAUACUCUGUGUGCAAGAAGUAAGGUGGAGGGGCGGCGGAGUAAGGGAGAUUGGAGACGGUUAUAAGCUGUACUACUCCGGAAGCAGAACUGGAAGAAACGGUGUGGGUAUCAUACUCGAUGAAGAGCUCAAGCAAAGGGUGGUGGAAGUCCAAAGGCCCUCAGACAGGUUGAUGACAAUUAAGGCGCUAGCAGGAAAGAGUCUGAUCAACAUCGUGAGUGGUUACGCUCCACAGAUUGGCUGUGAAGAUCAAGAGAAGGAAGAGUUCAGAGAACAACUUGAACAAAUUGUUAGAGAGAUCCCUGAGGAAGAAGAAAUCAUCCUAGGAGCUGAUCUGAACUGUCAUGUAGGAGAAAGAGCAGGAGGUUAUGAAGCAUGUCAUGGCGGUUUUGGAUACAGACUGAGAAACGAGGAAGGAGAGAAAAUACUAGAGACAUUCGCGAGCUUGGAACUAGUCUUGGUAAACACUGGAUUCAAGAAGAGAGAUGAACAUCUAACAAGAUACCGAAGUGGAGAUAGCAGUUCCCAGAUUGACUUCCUAGUGGUGAGAAAGAGAACCCGUAAAAGGUGA
Penaeus indicus is the source of this 795-nucleotide messenger RNA. RefSeq names its product craniofacial development protein 2-like. NCBI's taxonomy places the organism in Eukaryota, Metazoa, Arthropoda, Malacostraca, Decapoda, Penaeidae. Bases 1 to 795 code for a protein of 264 amino acids. The transcript has a single exon. Gene Ontology annotation, biological process: chromatin remodeling. Gene Ontology annotation, cellular component: nucleus. The record is from RefSeq and is a predicted model, not a curated record.